CCUCCUAUCUGCUCUUUGCCUACAUAAGGCCACACCCCUCCUCCCAAGCUUCAUUGUUCAGUGCUCUCUCUUCCUCUUUUCAGGUUCCUGAGCUUUUAGAAUAUCAAGAAAACCCCAUUACCAAAUUCACUUUUGAAUCCCAAAAACAAAAAAAUGAGGGAAAUUCUCCACAUUCAAGCUGGUCAGUGUGGUAACCAGAUUGGUGGGAAAUUUUGGGAGGUUGUGUGUGAUGAACAUGGCAUUGAUCCCAGAGGGAACUAUGUUGGUGAUUGUCGUGUUCAGCUUGAGAGGGUUAACGUUUACUACAACGAAGCCAGCGGCGGACGCUACGUGCCUAGAGCAGUACUAAUGGACCUUGAGCCAGGGACUAUGGACAGCUUGCGUACCGGUCCUUAUGGUCAACUGUUUAGACCUGAUAACUUUGUUUUCGGCCAGAAUGGAGCUGGUAACAACUGGGCCAAGGGACAUUAUACAGAAGGAGCUGAGUUGAUUGAUUCCGUUCUUGAUGUUGUCCGUAAAGAGGCUGAGAAUUGUGAUUGCUUACAAGGCUUUCAGAUUUGCCAUUCUCUGGGAGGUGGGACUGGAUCAGGAAUGGGGACACUGCUGAUAUCAAAGAUCAGGGAAGAAUACCCUGAUAGGAUGAUGCUUACUUUCUCAGUCUUUCCCUCACCUAAAGUCUCUGAUACUGUGGUCGAGCCCUACAAUGCGACCCUCUCCGUUCACCAGCUAGUGGAAAAUGCUGAUGAAUGCAUGGUCCUUGACAAUGAAGCUCUCUAUGACAUCUGCUUCAGAACUCUCAAGCUCACGAAUCCCAGCUUUGGUGACUUGAACCAUUUGAUUUCAACCACCAUGAGUGGAGUAACCUGCUGCCUACGCUUCCCUGGCCAACUCAACUCUGAUCUCCGGAAACUAGCUGUGAAUCUAAUCCCAUUCCCGCGCCUACAUUUCUUCAUGGUCGGGUUUGCACCCUUGACCUCCCGUGGCUCGCAACAGUACCGAGCCCUGACAAUCCCUGAACUCACUCAACAAAUGUGGGAUGCCAAAAACAUGAUGUGCGCUGCUGAUCCUCGCCAUGGAAGGUACUUGACUGCCUCAGCUAUGUUCCGAGGCAAAAUGAGCACCAAGGAAGUUGACGAACAAAUGAUCAAUGUGCAAAACAAGAACUCCUCGUAUUUCGUUGAGUGGAUCCCUAACAACGUCAAGUCGAGCGUUUGUGACAUUCCGCCAACUGGGUUAACAAUGUCGUCGACAUUCAUGGGGAAUUCCACGUCCAUUCAGGAGAUGUUUAGGCGUGUCUCGGAGCAAUUCACUGUCAUGUUCAGGAGGAAGGCAUUUUUGCAUUGGUACACAGGGGAAGGAAUGGACGAGAUGGAGUUCACGGAGGCGGAGAGUAACAUGAAUGAUUUGGUAUCGGAGUAUCAGCAGUAUCAAGACGCUGUGGCGGACCAGGAUGGUGAAGAGUACGAGGAGGAAGCAAUGGAAAAUUGAGGGGAUUUUCCUUUUUCUUCUUUUUUUUUUUUUUUUCAAACCUAUAGCCAUGGCCCUGUUUUGUGAUUGUCAUUUGAUGGUUAAUAAGGAGGCCAUGUUUCAAUUGUGUUGGGAAUUUGGUGUCCCUUUUAAGCUUAUGAUUGUGAUUAAUUAUAUGUAAAUUUGGAGUGUAUAUCCUGCGUAUCUUUGAGUGUUCAAUUAUAUAAACUGUUCAUUUUGGCUUCGUGUA
Messenger RNA from Theobroma cacao (cacao), 1717 nucleotides. RefSeq names its product tubulin beta-7 chain. Gene Ontology annotation, molecular function: structural constituent of cytoskeleton; GTP binding; GTPase activity. Gene Ontology annotation, cellular component: microtubule. NCBI's taxonomy places the organism in Eukaryota, Viridiplantae, Streptophyta, Magnoliopsida, Malvales, Malvaceae. The record is from RefSeq and is a predicted model, not a curated record. Gene Ontology annotation, biological process: microtubule-based process.